This is a messenger RNA of Botrytis byssoidea, 594 nucleotides long. RefSeq lists its product as uncharacterized. The record is from RefSeq and is a predicted model, not a curated record. Lineage: Eukaryota; Fungi; Ascomycota; Leotiomycetes; Helotiales; Sclerotiniaceae. Bases 1 to 594 code for a protein of 197 amino acids. The transcript has a single exon.
AUGUCCACCCCAAACCUCACAAUCCACCAACACAUCGGACCCUUCCCCACCCCCUCCUCUCGUCAACAUCCUGCUCUCCAUCUUCUCGAACACUAUGCCAAUAAAAUCAAUUCCGCAUCCUACACCGGUUCAUGUCUUUCCUAUUACCAUCCACGUAGCAUAUUUCACGACGCCACUGGUGUUGAUUAUGUCGGCGGCGCCGUAAUAUGGAAAUGGAUUCAGGGGUUGUUCGGAGGUGAUAUUUUCUCGAAGAUAGAAAUGGAGAGUAAAGAGUUUUUUGUAAUUGGAGGAUUGGAAGAAGGAACAACGGGUCCAGCAGGAAGAGGGGAAUGGAAAAUAUAUGGAGAGUGGAUAGCCCAUUGGUGGGUGAAAAGCACAGGGGAAAAGAUUAGUGUACCGAGGAGUAUGGUAUUUACGUUGGUGAAAGCUGAAGGCGAGGGAACGGGAAAGAAAUUGGACGCUAACGGGGAGGUGGUAGAAGAGUUGGGGUUUGAGGGGUUACAGAUUGGUGAUGUGAGAUUAUAUUACGAUCGGAGUUUGUUGAAGGGAGUGUUUAAAGUCAGUGAACAGGAGAUAGAGAAGUUUGGUUCUUGA